AUAACUAUAUAUAAUUUGUUUAUUUUCAAAUUAAAAAAUUAAAAUUUUGUUCUUAUAAUUAUGAUUGUUGCUUUUAGAUCACAAUCUCAUGAUCAAAAAAAGAAGAAAAAGAAAAGAAGAAAAACAGGAAAAGAAAAACAUAAACAUAGAAGAAGUUUAUCAUCUGAAGGAUUAGUACGGAGGAAACGUAAAGACCAUUCACCUUCUACUGAUUCUAAUUCCAAUGGUUCAUCUGCUAGUGAAAGUGAUACUGCUUCUAAUGAUGAGAACAGUAACCAAAGUUCAAAUGAUUCUUUUUCUGGAAACAAAAGGUAUGAUAAGACUGCAAAAAAGAAGAGCCAUUUAAGAAAAUCUUUAAAAUCAAGUAAAAAAUCACAACAAAGAGAUUCUAGUGCAGAUUCACAUAUAAGAAGAUCAAGAAGAGAUCAAUGUGAAUCUUUAAAGUCUGGGUGAACAGAUAUAUCAAAAGCAGGUGAGGUUUUCUUGUGUUUGUUUUUUUCCAAAAAAUUAUAAAUUAUCAGAUACUGUUAUAUAAGAAUAGUUAUAAUUAAAUUUUAAUGUUGGAUAAAUUAAUAAA
This is a messenger RNA of Centruroides sculpturatus (bark scorpion), 577 nucleotides long. RefSeq names its product pre-mRNA-splicing factor CWC25-like. The record is from RefSeq and is a predicted model, not a curated record. Lineage: Eukaryota; Metazoa; Arthropoda; Arachnida; Scorpiones; Buthidae. The transcript is spliced from 4 exons. Bases 61 to 453 code for a protein of 130 amino acids.